AUGUCGCUCGAGGACCUUGCCAGCCCUCUGAAAACUUUGCUGGGCUCUCCAUCGGACGCCAUGGUUUAUAUGGAUGAAUUGACGUCGUGUAGCUCUUCGUCGGCCGAUGAGGAUCACUUGAUGCUUAGCAAGUUUUCGAGAUCUACCACUUUCGAGAAGAGCCUCCGGCGGACCCGAAACACCAAUCUUCCCCUCGAUAUCGUAAAAGCCGAACGAGGAACAAUCUGCGGAGGCUGUGGACAGUUGAUUCUGGAGCGCGUGCAACUUCAAGUGGACAACUGCUCCUGGCACGUGGACUGUCUGCGAUGCUGCGUGUGCGAUUGUCUGUUGGAGAAGGAUUCAACGUGUUUCUUCCGGGAUAACAACGUAUACUGCAAGCAGGACUACGCGAGGCAAUUUGGAGUCCGCUGCUCGAAGUGUACACGAGGCAUCCAGUCGUCGGAUUGGGUAAGGAGAGCCCGGGAUCAAGUCUACCACCUUGCUUGCUUCGCUUGCGAAGAAUGCAAAAGACAACUCUCAACUGGAGAGGAAUUCGCUUUGCACGACGGUAGGGUUUUGUGCAAAAUCCAUUUCUGCGAACUCAUAGACCCCGGUAGUCAGUCAACAGACGAUAAUGCAGAUCAAGAUCACAAUCCUCGAGCGAAAACCAAACGAGUUCGAACAACGUUCACCGAAGAGCAGCUGCAAGUUCUGCAAGCGAACUUCAACCUUGACUCGAAUCCUGAUGGACAGGAUCUCGAACGGAUCGCGCAGAUAACCGGUCUAAGCAAGAGAGUCACUCAAGUAUGGUUCCAGAAUUCUCGCGCACGUCAGAAGAAGUAUUACAACAACCAGAACAAGAACAACAAUAAGCCGGUUGGAGACUUUCUUGCCCUUUCAGUAACGGCACGCGCAACGUCGACUACGCCUUGUGUUUCCUGUGGUCUCAUGUACUGCAUGUGCUCUCCGAACAGCUCAGUCAUCAGCCCGUCUGGCUCCAGUCAAGGAACUCCGAUCUCCGCCUAG
This is a messenger RNA of Galendromus occidentalis (western predatory mite), 1005 nucleotides long. RefSeq names its product LIM/homeobox protein arrowhead (gene Awh). Lineage: Eukaryota; Metazoa; Arthropoda; Arachnida; Mesostigmata; Phytoseiidae. Bases 1 to 1005 code for a protein of 334 amino acids. Gene Ontology annotation, biological process: neuron differentiation; regulation of transcription by RNA polymerase II. Gene Ontology annotation, cellular component: nucleus. The record is from RefSeq and is a predicted model, not a curated record. The transcript is spliced from 5 exons. Gene Ontology annotation, molecular function: RNA polymerase II transcription regulatory region sequence-specific DNA binding; DNA-binding transcription factor activity, RNA polymerase II-specific.